AGUUUUUCUUCUUCAGCCCAGCCCGCCCCCUUCUUUUUUGUUCUUCUUCUUCUUUCAAGAGUAACCCCAAAAGAGGCAGCAUUGUUAAACUUGCUUGAUUCGAACCGAAAAUGUCAAAAACUUCAUCAGAGAUUUAGAAAUCAAAGUUACUACACACCUAGGAGAUAGAGAAAACAAGUUACGGCUGAAGGUCGGAUGCAGAGUCGCAGACAGGUUACAGCUCACGCUUGUGUAAACAGGUUUGCUCUCCUUCAAUUCCGUGGAAAUGGCAGAAAUAGAGAUUAGGAUUAUUGUCGUGACCUACUCGUGACGGGAAUUAUAUAGAAUAGGAUUAAUUAGAGAUACAAAUCAUGCAUUUUCAAACACAACUACGGGAGCCGAAAUUGAUUAAUAAAACCGGAAAACAAGUGACGGCUUGAAAGCAGCGGAGCUCCUGGCUGAAGAAGGGAGGGGUGGGGCGGGCUGAAGAAGAAGAGAGGAAGGAGAGAGGCGGGGAGCUAGGGCUGAAGAAGAAGAAAGAAGCAGUGAAAAAGAAAAGAAAAAAUGAUUUUUUUUAAAUACCGCCUGGAUUGCCAAGUAACUGUUUACAUUUCAAGUAAGAAAAAAAAUGAUUUUUCCUAAUUCCUCGAUUGAUUGAAUUGUCGCAUUUACAGAUGCGAUUCAUUUUCUAGUUCUGAUUAAGCAUGAUUGGAAAUUAAGUUGAAUAGAAGAAUUGUAUUUAAUUACUAUCAUGUUAUUGAAUGUAUUCUUAAUUGUCUAUGAGAACUGUAAAUAAGGAAAAUAUAAGAGGGUUAUUGCUUACUGGCCUAGAUGUGUUUUGUUUUUUAAUGUUUUUUUCUGGCCAUUGACCUGAAGGAUUGUAUUCUUUCUCUGAGGAUGUUAAAGAGUGAGAUCCUUCUUCAAAAAAGACGGGGGAAAGGCUCCAAAAUUGAUCAUUUUUUCCUGCAAUGAUGCUUCUAUACUAUGCAAGUAUUGAAUUAUAUUAUGUGGAUGUGAUGGAUAAUCUUUUUGCAUAUUGAUUUUCAAGCAACAUGGUGGAAGAAGCUUGUUGCCUAAUUCCCUUUAACCUUUUGUGAAGUGAAGUACCUCGGAAGCUGAGAUGUUUCUCACUGCACACAAUGAAGCAAAUGGAACCCUUGAAGAUGGAAAUAGACCUUGACCGGAUCAGCAAUUUGCCAGCACAUAUUACUGACAAGAUCUUAUCACACUUGUCACUUAGGGAUGCUGUCACGACAAGUGUCCUAUCAAGUAAAUGGAGAUACAAAUGGGUUACUCUUCCAAACCUCGUAUUUGACAAUCAGAGUCUUUUUGCUUCUCCCCAAGACCAUUCCCUUAUUAAAAGCAAGAUAGUCAGCAUAGUUGACCAUGUACUGUUACUUCAUGUGGGACCAGUACACAAAUUCAAGCUUUCUCAUCGGGAUCUUCAAAACGUUGUUGAUAUUGAUAAAUGGAUUCUCUUCCUGUCUAGAGGUCCUAUAAAGGAAUUUAUACUUGAGAUUUGGAAGGGCCAUCGCUAUAAACUCCCAUCAGCCACAUACCUCUUCCACAAACUGGUCCACUUAGAACUGUUCAAUUGUCUUUUGAAACCGCCCGUGACAUUCAGUGGCUUUAAAUGCUUGAAGAGUCUUGAUCUUCAGCACAUUUCCAUGGAACAAGAAGCAUUUGAGCAUCUCAUCUCUAGCUGUUCUUUGCUUGAGCGGUUGACUUUGAUGAACUUUGAUGGGUUUAAUCAUUUGAAGAUCCAUGCUCCUAAUCUCCUCUACUUUGAUGUUGGGGGUGUUUUCGAUGAUGUUAGUUUCAAAGGUACUUUCCAUCUGGCCACUGUCUCUAUUGGUUUAUAUGCGAAUGAUGUUGAGGAAAACAUGGGUUUUGCUGGAAAUGGAAAUUUAGUCAAGUUUUUUGCUCAUCUGCCCAGAAUACAAAGGCUCGAGGUGCAGAACUACUUCUUGAAGUAUUUGGCUGCUGGUAUAGUACCGGGAAAACUACCUAGACCUUGUAAUGAGCUUAGUUUCCUUUCUGUACGCAUCAAUUUCAACUCUAUGGAUGAGUAUCUAGCGGCUCUAUGCCUACUCAGGAGUUCUCCCAAUCUUCAGGAGCUUGAAGUUGUGGGUCGCGCAGAAGAACAGAAUUCACCACCAGUUGGGAUUGCCUUGGGGGAAGAGAAGUAUCAGAAUUUUAAGUUUAAAAGACUGCGGGAGGUUAAGAUAUCUGGCAUCUCUGGUUUCAGACAAGAGCUGAACUUCAUAAAGUUGAUUCUGGGGAAUUCACCUGAUCUUGAAACAAUGACUAUCAAGCCCUCUUCUAGCGAUGGAGCUUGGGAGAUGUUGAAACAACUUCUCCGCUAUAGACGUGCCUCUGUCCAGGCUGAAAUCAUCUACCUUGACCCUUAGCAUUAUUAUGCGGCAUCACCUUAGAAAGUAAAACUACUCCCUCUUGUCCUAUUGAUUGGAUAAGAUGAAGCCGUCUUACAUACAUGCCAUGUUAAUAAUAAUAUCGAUGCAAAUUUAAUUUGUUUUCCGAAAUCGCCCAUAUUAAAUGAAGCUGUGAGGAAGGGUAUGAGAUUGUUGCAAACAAUGAAAGUAGUAUUGAACAAGGUCAGUAGUCAUAUUUGAAAAGCUAAGAAUAUUUUAAUUAUCUACUUAGUUUAUGUAAAGCCAAAAUGGAGCCCCAUAAGUAGGAUCAGAGGGAGUACUCAGUAUGUCUAUAGGAAAGUCUUGGACAUUUUUAAUGUUGUGUUGACUAUUAGCAUAUUAAUGUCGACUAUAUUAUAUGAUGGCUUAAUCAUUUAAUUUAUGUAGUAAGGUGUUCAUUAUUCAGGCUCAGACCAGUUAUUUAUUCUAUUCACUCCCUUUUCUGGUAGCA
This is a messenger RNA of Cuscuta epithymum, 2862 nucleotides long. NCBI's taxonomy places the organism in Eukaryota, Viridiplantae, Streptophyta, Magnoliopsida, Solanales, Convolvulaceae. The record is from the annotation of a GenBank genome assembly.